Molecule: messenger RNA, 2385 nt
Organism: Lolium rigidum
Lineage: Eukaryota; Viridiplantae; Streptophyta; Magnoliopsida; Poales; Poaceae
Product: replication protein A 70 kDa DNA-binding subunit C-like
Exons: 3
Coding region: 1-2217 (738 amino acids)
Biological process (GO): DNA replication; nucleotide-excision repair; meiotic cell cycle
Cellular component (GO): DNA replication factor A complex; nucleus
Molecular function (GO): single-stranded telomeric DNA binding; damaged DNA binding
Source: RefSeq, a predicted model, not a curated record
AUGGGGGGAGGGAUGGAGGCGGACCUGACCCACGGCGCCGUGGAGGCCAUGUCGCGGCCGGCGGCAAGGCUGCGGCCGGUGCUGCAGGUGGUGUGCGGCCCCACCGCCCGGGGCAACGGCGUGCCGCGGUACCGGGUCCUGCUCUCCGAUGGCAUGCACUCCCAGCAGGCCAUCCUCCCGACCUCCGUCAACGGCCUCGUCUCCACCGGCCGGCUCCGCGACGGCUCCGUCGUGCGCGUCCUCGACUACGUCUCCCAGUCCGCCUACUGCGGAAGGGUCAUCACUGUUAUCCAACUUGAAAUACUGCAAACUGAGUGCACAUUGAUUGGCAGUCCCAAAAUUUAUCAGGGUCUGUUCUGCUCUUCUGUUGCUGCAAGGGAAGAACAUGCCGUGAACCCAUUUUAUGGUCCACUGCUGACACAAAAUACAACAAAUGCCAAGAUGCAGCAGCUUUCACUGAACUCUCAUCAAGGGAAAAAUCCUGUGGUUCCUCCCUUUGGUUUUAGCCUUGGCCGUCCUGACAAUACUUGUGGGCGCCCUGAACAGUCUUUGUAUCAGCAACAACCUCUGGUGUAUAUGAAUAGAGGUCCUGUUGUUAAUAAUGACGCGCCAUUUUAUGUCACCCCGAUUGCUGCGUUGAACCCAUACCAAGGAAGAUGGACAAUCAAGGGCAGGGUGACUGCAAAGACUGAUAUCCGGCACUUUGGUGCAGGGAAAGUCUUCUCCUUUGAUCUCCUUGAUGCGCAGGGUGGAGAAAUUCGUGCAAUAUGUUUCAAUUCAGCAGUUGAUCAGUUUUCUGAGCAAAUUGUGGUUGGAAAUGUGUACUUGAUAACUGGAGGAUUGCUUAAACCUGCACAGAAGUUCAACCAUUUAAGCCAUGCGUACGAAGUGGUACUGGAUACUUCAGCGUCUGUAGCAAUUGGCUCCAGUGAUGAUAGUGGCAUCCCUUGGCAGCAAUACAAUUUCCAACUGAUCAAUGAAAUACAAAAUCUGCAUAACGGAGAUAUGAUAGAUUUGCUUGGAGUUGUUACGUCAGUUAACCCUUCUGUCACAGUAAUGCGGAAGGAUGGUACGGAAACCCAGAAAAGAUCCCUUCAACUGAAGGACAUGUCUGGUUGCUGUGUGGAAAUAACUCUUUGGGGGAAUGUCUGUAAUGCUGAAGGUCAGCUGUUGUACUCGAUGUGUGUUUCUGGAUUUGAUCCUGUACUUGCUCUGAAAGGUGGCCGUGUCCAUGAAUUCAGUGGCAAAACUGUGGACACAAUCAGCUCAAGCUUGUUAAAAGUAAAUCCGGACUUGCCUGAGGCAGAAAGGCUGGUGCAGUGGUACAUAACUGAAGGAGAAUUUGGUGUUUGUACUUCUUUAUCUCAGGAAAUCUUAGUCGUGAACAAAACAAUUGCACAUAUCAAGGAAGAAGCUCUAGGGCGAUCAGAUAAGCCAGAUUGGAUAACUGUUGAAGGUACAAUUUCACACAUCAGCACCGAGAGGUUUUCUUAUCCAUCUUGCACCAGGGAGCUUGAUGGUAAGCGCUGCUACAGAAAGGUUACUCAUAAUGGUGAUGGGACGUGGCAUUGUCCCAAAUGCGAGCAGAGCUCUCAAAACUGCGAGCAGAGGUACUUGUUGCAGUGCAAGAUUGAGGAUCGCACUGGGACAACCGUUGCUACUGCAUUCCAAGCGGCUGGCGAGGAAAUACUUGGCCUCACAGCACAAGAGCUUUUCACGAUAAAGAAUGUGUCUCAAGAUGCCGCACAAUUCGCAGAAAUAAUAAAGAGGGCCUGUUCUCAGCUAUACCUAUUAAAGCUGAAAAUCAAGGAAGAAGUCUAUGGUGACGAGAUGCGUGUGAAAGUCAGCAUCGCUAAAGCUGAAAGAUUGGAUGUCACCCUGAAACAGAGUUCUGUUCCCAGAGCAUCUCAUAUCCUUUCAGAUGAUGGCUUAGGCCUGAGGGCGGCGGUGAGUGUGCGGAACUGCCCCGCAGUCAUGGAUAUGCAGAAACCAGCAGCUGGAGGGGGCUUCGCUGCUAGUUCAUGCUGUUAUAGGCCUCCUAACGCUGGCUCAGACCCAUGCUUCAAACAAUCAAACCUGGUCAGCCUGAGCACAUCCCCAGAGAGUUUCCACGGAAGGCUACAUGUGAUGCCUCUUCAGCAGGCACCACCACCUUCAGAUGUGAUCAGUCUUGGCCAUUAUUCACUAAAAAAUGGUCGGCCUGGGCACUUCGCUUGACUGUCUAGCUCAGGCUAGUGCCCACCAGCGAGAGGCUUGUGGGAAUGGUGACGCGUCAGGAGGAUAAGACACUCGUAUGUUGGUAAUCUUCGAACUAUAUUAUGCCGAUCAUGUAGCAUCUUUGUUCGGUUUAAGUCGUGCUUUGUAGUCUCUUAAAUCUACCUCCUG